This is a messenger RNA of Cajanus cajan (pigeon pea), 1558 nucleotides long. Its product is annotated as Homeodomain-like superfamily protein. Gene Ontology annotation, biological process: regulation of DNA-templated transcription. The record is from RefSeq and is a predicted model, not a curated record. Gene Ontology annotation, molecular function: DNA binding; DNA-binding transcription factor activity. Lineage: Eukaryota; Viridiplantae; Streptophyta; Magnoliopsida; Fabales; Fabaceae.
GCUAAUAAUGAGUGUAACAGUGGGCGAGGGGGAGAAAGACGCGACGAGGCGAAUGCGAAUGCGAAUGCGAAGGCGAAUCUUUUUGUCCUGAAUCUGAAUUUCUCUUUCCUUAUAUAUAAACGAAUCUCUAUCUUCUUCCCUUCCUUAUCACCUCAAUUCAGGGUAUGGUACUUUGCCACUUAGCGCCGCACACAAUCACCACCAUGGACCUCAGCUUGGACCUCACUCUGGGCUUCGUUCCCCAACCCAUUUCCCUCUUUUUCCCUACCAAACUAGAUAACCACCAAACACUCGCCACGCUCGACGCCUUCGUCCAAAGAUUGGAAGACGAGUUGACCAAGGUCCAGGCCUUCAAACGCGAGCUUCCUCUCUCCAUGCUCCUCCUAAACGACGCUAUAGCGAGGUUGAGGGAGGAAAAAGUUAAGUGUUCCGGAAUGCAAGAUCAAGAUCCACCUAUCAAUCAAGAAGAGUUUCCGCCACUGGAAAAUGAAAACGAAAGCACUGAGAAGAAGAAUUGGAUGAGCUCAGCGCAGCUCUGGAGCACUCACAAAACCAAAUCGAGGAUUGAUGAAGAGGAUGAUGGUAACCCAGUUAAUGGCGAUUCGUGUGUGCCGAAGACGGAGGGUUCGCAAGUUCCGAGGUUUAAUUUGGUGACUCCUGCGUCUGAACCGAGUCAUAGCAAUUCCAAGAGUGUUUGCGGAGAUAACAGUGGUGGCUCCUCUUUGCUCCGUGUUGAGUUACAGAGUCAGCCACAACCGCCGCAACAUAUGCAGCAGAAUCCUAGGAAGCAAAGGCGCUGCUGGUCGCCGGACCUUCACCGCCGUUUUGUUGACGCGCUUCAACAACUUGGUGGAGCACAAGUGGCCACCCCUAAACAAAUUAGAGAACUGAUGCAGGUGGAUGGCCUGACAAAUGAUGAAGUGAAAAGUCAUUUGCAAAAGUACAGGCUUCAUGUUAGGAGAUUCCCAGUUUCUUCAGUUGGGCAGGGUAAUAAUGGCUCAUGGAUGGGGCAAGAUGAAUGUGGGGAAAAAUCAAAGGGAAACUUGUCAGUGUCACAGACUGGUUCUCCACAAGGUCCUCUUACACCUCUACUCCUUGGAGGGUCUGUUAAGGGUCUCUCAAGCCCUGGAAGGAACAGUGUGGAUGCAGAAGAUGAGCAAUCAGAUUGCCAGAAUUGGAAAGGAGGGUUCCACCAUCAGCUUGAACCUGAUAAUCAGAGCCUCUAAAAUUUUGCAGAUAAAUGACAAUAAAAUACAUAAACGAUCAAGACCCAGAAUUUGACAACAUAAAAGUAAUAGAUCUAACACAGAACUAUAGGGAUUAAGUUUAUGCUACCAUUAUUUUUGACUCUUUGGUAGAGAGAUACUGAGGGCUUUGCAGAUUUUUCAUUUUUUUUUAUAAAGUUGGUAUAAUUGUAUGUACCUACAACUUUAAUGGGAAAUUUUCAUAGAUUAACCCGCAUUUAUGCUAUGUGCUCCAAUUUCUUAUAUUGUGAUUUGGCUUUUGGAGUUUGAAUAUUAUGCAAAUGCCACCCUGAAAAUAUCCAGUUUGGAUGCUA